UAUGGGCUGCCCAAAGCAAAAAUAUUUACUAGGUUUAAAAUGAAUUGUUAACGAUUUCAACAUUUACCUAUCGUUCCACAACCACGUUCGAUUUUAAUUUAAAAAAAAAAGCGUUAUUCUAACAUAUACAAUUGAUUACAGAUUGACAAAGAGAGAGAAUAAUGUCUUUGGAUGAGAGAUUCAAUGAAGCCGCUGAGCGGGUGAAAACAUUGACCAAACGACCAACCGACCAAGAAUUACUUCAAUUGUACGCUUUUUUCAAGCAAGGCUCAUUCGGUGACAAUAAUACGAGCAAACCUGGAAUGUUAGACUUGAAAGGGAAAGCCAAGUGGAAUGCAUAUUGGGAGAAAAAAGGGAUGAGUCAAGAUAUAGCCAAAGAAAAGUACAUUGCCUUUGUUGACGAGCUUAUGGAGAAAUACAAAGAAUAAGAGAAAAUUACGUUGUUCGUUAUUUGAAUUGCAAAAUAAAAUGUUUUUAACAGGUUGAA
Messenger RNA from Sitodiplosis mosellana (orange wheat blossom midge), 487 nucleotides. Its product is annotated as acyl-CoA-binding protein homolog. The record is from RefSeq and is a predicted model, not a curated record. The transcript is spliced from 4 exons. NCBI's taxonomy places the organism in Eukaryota, Metazoa, Arthropoda, Insecta, Diptera, Cecidomyiidae. The coding region runs from base 162 to 428 and encodes 88 amino acids. Gene Ontology annotation, biological process: fatty acid metabolic process. Gene Ontology annotation, molecular function: long-chain fatty acyl-CoA binding.